GCCGAUUUAACUAGGGACUUCUUCAUGGAAAAAAACAUACACGAGAUCGUUGUCUUUGCUUGCUGGAAGUAUGUUGAUAGGUUGACCAUUUCCCGAGCAUUGAUGUCUCUCGAUACGAAAGUUGCAUACCUUCCAAUUUCCAAGGAUCUCCCCAUGAAGAGCAUCCUUGCAGUGAAUUACUACAGGAUUGGCGUUGUUCUUGACCUGGAUUGUCCUCGAAGUGAAAUUGUCCUUAAGCAGUUUUCAGAAGCGAAGCUGCCUUACAAUGAAUCCUACUUUUGGCUCUUCGUCACUAAUGAUUCAACACCUCCGGUACAAUGUCUGGAGAAACUCCCAUUGACCAUUGCAACAGAACUGACGGUGGCAACUCGAAAUUAUAAUUCAUACAUUCUCCAUGAUGUCUACAAUCCGAGUUAUAGACACGGUGGCCAACUAAAUGUUACAAAAAUGGGUUAUUGGAGUCCCUCUCGCGGUUUAACCGUUGAACUAACUCAAUACAAAUAUAAGCGACGUGGUAACUUACAUGGAAUGUAUAUAAACUUUUCAAUUGCGUUGGCGUACCCUCCUGUACCAGAUUUAAUGACGUACCUCACUAUACCUACCAAUCCUCAUUUGGAUACUAUGCAUCGUUUCCACUUCAACCUGAUCUUGCAGCUGAGGGACUACUACAACUUCACCAUGAACUUGAUGAGAGCAUCGACGUGGGGGUACAAGGUGAACGGGACUUUUAAUGGCAUUCUUAAAGAUAUGGUAGAUGGUAUUGUCGAUGUAGGAGCAACUCCAUUCAUGUUCAAGAUAGAAAGGAUAGACGUCGCAGAGUACACUGUUCAGGCUUGGGUAGCUCGCGGUUCCUUCUUUUUCCGACAUCCCCAAAGGAGUGAAGAUGGUGUCGGGUUUCUAAAACCCUUUAAAUCAGAAGUAUGGUGGUUCAUUUUAGGAGUCGGACUUAUUUAUUGGCUAUUUUUAUUAUUAACAGUUCGUCUGGAACUGCACUUAACAGAAAGAAAAUUGGAAUGCACUUUGGAUUCUCACCCAGCGUCCGAGUCGUGGCUCAUUACGACUGCUGCGAUAACGCAACAAGGUCUGAGUGACGGUCCUCGAUUUUAUUCCGGCCGUAUCGUUUUUAUCUUCCUCUUCCUUUGGGGUCUUUUGCUUUUCCAAUUUUAUUCCGCAAGCGUGGUUGGUUCGCUUCUUGCUGAAGCGCCACGUUUCAUUGUUACUCUGCAGGAUCUUUCUGAUAGUAGUCUCCAACUUGGUGUCGAGGACAUCGGCUACAACUAUGAUUUCUUUCGAACAACAACUGAUCCGGUAGCUUUAGAAAUUUAUCACAAAAAAAUAGAAGCAAAUAAGAAGAGGAAGAAUAAUGCCUUUUACACGAUAAAUGAGGGACUUCGCAAAGUUCAAGAGGGCGGUUUUGCGUUUCAUGCCGAUACAGCAUCGGCUUAUAAAAUUAUAGAGGCCACUUUUUCGGAACAAGAAAUAUGCGAAUUGUCAGAAAUCCCAUUAUUUCCGAUUCAACAUACUGCGACCCUUACCAGCAAGCAUUCGCCAUUUAAGAAAAUGGUUACAUACGGAAUGAGACAAAUAGUCGAACGCGGAAUGUCAAAUCGUUUAAGGAGACAUUGGUACCACAGAAAACCAGAAUGUCCGGAAAGUCAUAGUUCCACCCCUGUCCCGGUACCUUUGGAAGAGUUCAGUCCAGCAAUAAUAUUUUUGCUCAUAGGAACAAUAUUGGCAUUGGCAAUUAUGUUUGCCGAGAGUCAAAUUGAACGUCAAAAGGUUACCAAGAAUGAAACAGCGGACAGAAAUACAAUGUGCUAUCUAACACAUUUAGGCCCAUGGAGGAUCGCAGGGUAUUUGGAGUAUUAAGUGGCUGAUGGCAAUGUUGAAUGGGCAAUUAAAAUGGAGAGUCAAGUGGACAAAAAUGAGCAUUUUCGACACUUUCUUUUGAUGGAGUUUAAUCGCGGCUCAAAUGCUUCCAAAGUGGCUCGUGAAAUUUGCGCUAUAUACGGAGAAGAAGCUAUGAC
Molecule: messenger RNA, 2027 nt
Organism: Orussus abietinus
Lineage: Eukaryota; Metazoa; Arthropoda; Insecta; Hymenoptera; Orussidae
Product: glutamate receptor ionotropic, kainate 5
Exons: 12
Coding region: 25-1869 (614 amino acids)
Cellular component (GO): membrane
Molecular function (GO): ligand-gated monoatomic ion channel activity
Source: RefSeq, a predicted model, not a curated record